Molecule: messenger RNA, 1362 nt
Organism: Rattus rattus (black rat)
Lineage: Eukaryota; Metazoa; Chordata; Mammalia; Rodentia; Muridae
Gene: C5H20orf96
Product: chromosome 5 C20orf96 homolog
Exons: 11
Coding region: 1-1158 (385 amino acids)
Source: RefSeq, a predicted model, not a curated record
AUGAUUUCUAAUCUCCACGAUAUUCUCAAUGAAAUAGGAAGCAAAAUCAGGAGUGAGGACGAGAAACAAGUGUUGAAGUUGGAUGAAAGCGGAGUUUCCAGACGCAUCAGCUCUAGAACUCAAUUCGCAGGGCACAAGAUACAAGUACAUACGAGUUCGGGGGCAGAGAAGAACUUGAAGCCAUCCACCCUGCCUCCCCUCCGACAAGCCAAAAGCCACAGCAAAAGGAAAACGAAGAGUGUCACUAAAAUCCAACCAGUAGCACAGUCCCAGGUCUCUGUAGAUAUGACAACCGCAAAGACUCCACGAGCACUGCGAAGACGGGACCAAACGCACCACGGGAAAGUGCAGGCCAAGGUCCGGCUGAUGAAGUCAAUGCUUCGAAACCAGCGGACCUUGCUCCAGGAGCUCUACAGCCAUGAAGGCUACCUCAGCAAGCUCAACCAGGAGCUGAUCAAGACCAUCUUGGAAACUGAGGACAACAUGGCCUUGAGCGUGCGUGAAAUGCUGCAGCAGCAGAACAUCCUCGGGAAUAUCAUCGACAUCUUGGAGUACUCAAACAAGAAGAGGGUGCAAGAGCUGAGGUCUGAGCUCCAGGAGUGGAAAGAGAAGGAGGAGAGCAAGACAAACACACUUCAGUGGGAGGUGGAACAGCUGAACUCUGAAAUCCGGAAGGCCAAUGAGGAGGUGAAUUUACUAAGCACCUACAUGGACCACGAGUAUCCCAUCAGGUUGGUUCAGAUCGCCAACCAUGUGCGCCUGGUGCAGCAGGCAAAGGACAGCCAGCAGGACGAGCUGGACAACCUUAGGGAGAUGCGUGAAAAAGUCCUGGCAUUUUUUUCCAACAUAAUUCAAGAGAAGAGGAGGAGAAUCCUGAAGUCUCUGGUGGUGAAAACCCAGAAACCCCACGAGAACAGACUUCUGCUGAAGACCCGGGACAGCCGGCGCCUGCAGAGGUGCGUGCUCUGGUUUGAAGAGCUUAUCAAGCAGCUGAAAGAAGAGAUUCCCAUGUUAAUCUCAGAGGUGGAGCAAAUGUAUGCAGAAAUCUGGAACCCUCGAGAGGCCGUUUUUAAGGACGUUCUGCUGCAGAGACCCAAGUGCACCCCAGACAUGGCUGUUGAGCUCAACAUCCCUCCACAGGAGCUGUUCCCUUUCUAGAUGGCAGUGCUGCCUCCUCUCCUCCCUCCUCUCUUCCCAGCACCAGGGGUUUCGGCUAUUGACUUACAAGAUGGCGUCUCUAUUAUAAAUCUGAUCCACAGCCCUCCUCUACCCAUCUCCCUUGCCGCUUGGACUGAGCAGGAAUCCCCAGUCCAGCCUGCUUGUUCCUUGGUGCCAAUAAAGCUGUGUUUGUGUUUGCUUGGG